CCGUGACACUGCGUGACUGUCGGCGAAUUAGAAAACCGAAUGUCGAUGAUCGUGAACGUGUGAUGGUAGUACGACUACUUUUCAGGCAACGAGUUUGCGAAGGAACGUCCUCCUCCUGGACGCUGUUACGGUUCAUCAAAUAACCUUGCCUUAUUUUCGUUUCAUAUCGCUUUCGAUUAUAUCGAAGUUACAUUUUCAUUAUUCGUCAGGUUAUUUAUAUUGUUCUCAGCGAAGAAAAUCGUCUACCGAAAGUUUUUGGACGCUGUAACGGCGCUCCAUCACAAGCACACCUCGCCUUUACACCUAACUCUAGUUCCAUUUCCCCUUUCAUAUCGACUUCAGUUAUUGAAGAUCCCUUCGUUUAUUACAGUUGUAUUAAUAUCCGGCCAGAAAUUCGAAUCUAAAACUUGCCUCUAACGGUAAUGGACGAAGAAUUCCCUCCUUCCUCACCACCUACCGAAGACGGGACGACCAACUAUCUACUUCUCCUCGUCAGGCUAGUGUUAACUUUUUUCUUCAUUCCUCCUACGAAUGUCAUCGGCUGGGUCACGCUCGGAGUUACAGUGCGCAUCUACAACAGGCUGACCUGUCCUCACUGUCGCAGCAAAGUCAGCAUGAAGGGCAAGACGGUUAUCAUAACAGGAGCCAAUAAAGGAAUUGGGCUAGAAACAGCACGAGAUCUUGCACGCAGAGGAGCCAACGUCAUCCUCGCCUGCAGGAACGUUAUCAGUGGAAACAUGGCUCGCGACGACAUCCUCAGCACAGCUACAGGAAAGGUUGAGGUGCACGAAAUCGACGUCUCCUCCAUGGCCUCCGUCAGGAAGUUUGCUAAGAAUUUCCAGAAUAGAAAGGUAGACGUCCUGAUCAACAACGCAGGAGUGGCGGACAUCCCCCAAGAAAUCACAGACGAAGGGUUGGAACUGACCGUGGCUACUAAUCACCUCGGCCAUUUUCUGCUCACGCACCUCCUCAUGCCAAACCUGAAAGAAGCGUCUGGCCGGAUACUCCACCUAACCUCGAUCGGUCACACUUGGGUCAAGAACGUCAAGGAACUCGACCUCGAGAACGACAUGAAGUUCCAGUAUAACCGCCCGUUGAAGACACUGGAGAUCUAUGCAGCCACCAAACUCUUCAAUGUCCUGUUCUCCAACGAGCUUUGUCGGAAGCUGCAGGGAACCGGUGUGACAAGUAAUUCGGUCCAUCCAGGUGUGGUGGACACCGACAUCUUCAUCCCCAUGAACUCUCGUGUGUGGUACGGCUUCUUCAUUAAGCUCUUCGUGAGCGCGUACGCCAAGAGCCCAGCCGAAGGCGCCCAAACCACCAUCCACGUAGCCGUGUCAGAGGACCUCAAGGGCGUGUCUGGAAAGUACUUCCAGGAUUGCAAGGAGGCUACGCCCUCAGCUCUGGCCCUUGACGAAGGCCUGGCUAAGAAGGUCUGGGAGAUGAGCGAACGCCUGGUCCAGCUGCAGCCUCAGGAACGGACGAUCUGAGAGAGAGAGAGAGAGAGAGAGAGAGG
Messenger RNA from Macrobrachium nipponense, 1516 nucleotides. RefSeq names its product retinol dehydrogenase 12-like. The record is from RefSeq and is a predicted model, not a curated record. Bases 423 to 1490 code for a protein of 355 amino acids. The transcript is spliced from 8 exons. Lineage: Eukaryota; Metazoa; Arthropoda; Malacostraca; Decapoda; Palaemonidae.